Molecule: messenger RNA, 792 nt
Organism: Botrytis porri
Lineage: Eukaryota; Fungi; Ascomycota; Leotiomycetes; Helotiales; Sclerotiniaceae
Exons: 2
Coding region: 1-792 (263 amino acids)
Source: RefSeq, a predicted model, not a curated record
AUGCGUUUUUCUCAAGGUAAAUACGGAGCUAUACCUCCAAAUGUUGAUUUCGAGAAUACGUAUAUUCAGGAUAUGGCGUUGAUGGCAUUUUACGAAAUUGAACGGGCAGUGACGUAUGAAUAUCAUGUGUGCAAGAUGAGAAGUCAGGAAAGGGAACCCCGACUUUCGAAUUAUAGUAUCUUACCCCGUGAUGAUGAGAUCCCAAGCACUAUCCAUGGAUUUGUCGCAGAUAGUGGCAUGGUAACUCGGAGCAUGAACAGAGAGCAGGAUUCGGACUUAGAUGCAAAAUUCGGCAGAUUGGUCCUUCGCCAAGCAGCGGAGUUGACAAAUGCAGAUAUCGCUGCCUUGUCUUUAGGAGUCAACAAUCUCGUCAUUCUAGCACAGCGACAGGUCGGUCUCAAUCGGGAUAAAUUCCUCCACGGCGUGUUUUGCAACUGGAACACUUCAUAUAUUCCCCCCAGAUAUCCGCCCAAACUUCCUAAUGAAAUCGUAUCAAACGCAAGUAUCAGAACAGAUUGCUAUUCGCACUCCGAACGUACUCAAGCAAAAGCCGCAUGUAAAUUGCCGAGCGAAAUGGGGAUUCCAGAAAGACCUGCUGCUCAGAAAGCUGGUGCUGAAGUAUUAAUUAAAGUAAGACCAGGCAUUAUUGCACCGAGUCUUGGGUUUGUCAAUCGAAAUGGAGGGUUUGGGAUGGAAGAUAAUAUCGCUCUUCAUGCAGGUACAUUUGGAGAUUUUUUGAGAAUGGCAUUGCGAAGUUUUGAUCACACAGAUGGUGCCAUUUGUCGUAAUUAG